AAAAGUCGAGUAUUCUGUACGAAAAUGAUAUGUGCCUUAAUUUAAACAUCCCACCUGCGAACGAAAUGUAUAAUAUUCUGCCAAACUGUGGUAAAUGAUGGAUGAAACAGCGGUGAAGGUAGUUGUGAGAAUCCGUCCUCAAAUUUCUCGUGAUAUAUUAGAUUUGUGCCAUGUCUGUACAAGAACGGUGCCAAAUGUUCCCCAAAUCUGGAUUGGGAAUGAGCAAUCAUACACAUUUGAUCAAGUGUUUGACAUGCCAACUCAACAGAGUGAAAUAUUUGAAAGCUGUGUCAAAGAUCUUGUGGAUGGUUGUUUUGAUGGGUACAAUGCAACUGUUUUGGCCUAUGGACAAACGGGUUCAGGCAAAACUUAUACUAUGGGUACUGGUUUUGAUCACAGCUUUCACCAUGAAGAAAGAGGCAUCAUUCCUCGUGCUGUUGAGCACUUAUUUAAGAAAAUUACUGAAAUUCAAGAAGCGGAGAAAGAAAAAGGUUUGGUGCCUCCUGAAUUCAAAGUCAAUGCUCAAUUUAUGGAACUGUACAAUGAAGAAGUUAUUGACCUUUUAGAUACUGCUAGAGAUUUAGAUAACAAAAACAAACGGGCUCAUAUCAGAAUUCAUGAAGAUGCUGAUGGGAAGAUUUAUACUCAUGGUGUUAUUGCUCAAUGUGUUACAAAUGUACAAGAAGCUCUGCAGUGUUUGAAAAUUGGUUCCCUUUCUAGAACGACUGCCAGCACUGGCAUGAAUAUUCAGUCUUCCAGAUCUCAUGCAAUUUUUACUCUUCAUAUCAAACAACAAAGAAUGGUAAAAUUAGGCAAGUCAAUGUCUGCUGACACAUGUAAUUCAGAGUUACAUGAGCACAAGGAAUCACUUAAAGAAUUUGAAACACUGACAGCAAAGUUCCAUUUUGUAGACUUGGCUGGUUCAGAGCGUCUAAAACGAACUGGUGCUGUUGGUGAAAGGCAGAAAGAAAGCAUCUCUAUCAAUUCUGGUCUGCUUGCAUUAGGUAAUGUUAUAUCUGCCCUUGGGGAUAAAUCAAGGAAAGCCACUCACGUACCCUAUAGGGAUUCAAAGCUGACCAGGCUGUUACAAGAUUCUCUUGGUGGAAAUAGUCGGACAUUAAUGAUUGCUUGUAUUUCCCCAUCUGAUCGAGAUUUUGUAGAGACUUUAAGCACUCUGAAAUAUGCUAACAGAGCUAAAAAUAUCAAGAAUAAAGUAACUGCUAAUAAAGACAAGUCCAGUCAAACUAUUAGUGAACUUCUUAAGCAAGUAGAAAAUCUCCAGAUGGAAUUGUUGGAAUUCAAACAGGGGAAGAGACUAGUAGGAGAGGAUGGUGUGGAAUGUAUUAAUGACAUGUAUCAUGAAAAUACAAUGUUGCAGUCUGAAAAUAAUUCUUUGAAGACUCGCAUAAAAGCACUUCAGGAAACUGUUGAUCGUCUAACUGCCAAAAAUACUGCUUUGAUAGUUGAAAAACAAAAUGGUGAAUGGAUUCUAAAUGGUGAUGGCAGCAAAUCAGAUAUAUCUGCUGUAAUUCAAGGAUAUGUUGCAGAGAUAGAAGCUCUUAGGGCAAAACUUAUUGAAUCUGAAGAAGCAUAUGCUUUAUUGCGUAAAAGUGUUAUGAAAGUCUCUCCUCAACGUUAUGCAUUCAGUCCUACAUCUACAGUGGCAGUUACUGGUCAGUAUGAUAUAAGAAUUGAUGCAACACAGUCUGUUACUGAAAUUCUGGAAGAGGCUAAAAGAAACGUCAAGAAAUUGAAGCAGAAAGAAAAGAAAUUAAAAGGGGAAAAGGAGUGUGUGAGUGAUGAAGAUAAGGACAAAGUUGACGAUGAGAAUAAUAAUGAGGAUAAUGAAGAUGAAAACAGUUCUUCUGAAUCUGAGACAGAAAAGCCUGAUGUAAAAGAAAAACUGAGUGCGAAUCUUGCUGAACUUACUUGUGACAUAUCAUUGAAAGAAAAACUGAUUCGGCAGCUAGAAGCAAACCAGAAGCAUUUGCAGAAUAUGAAGCACCAUUACGAAGGGAAAAUUAGUCAGCUUUUGACUAAAAUUGCUGAGACUGAAAAGGAGAGAGACAAAAUUUUGGCCAAUCUGGCAAAAAAUGCGCAAGGCAAAUCUGAAGAACAAAAAAUUAGAGCUGAUUAUGAGAAAAAGCUUUCUUCAUUAAAAAAUGAUGUAAAGAAUUUUGAAUCUGCCAAAAAGCAACAUGUGAAUUAUAUGAAAACACCAUCUAAUUCAGAUGCUCGACUGAAACGAUUGAAACAGGAAGUAAUAGAAAUGAAGCAAGCAAAGGUUCAGUUGCUUUCAAAAAUGAAAGAAGAAGCUAAAAAGUUCAGAGAUGCUGAGCAAAAGAAAAAUAAGGAAAUAGCACAAUUAAAAAGAGAAAAAUUAAAUAAGGAAACUCAGAUUAGAAAUCUUGAAGCAGAGAAAAAGCACAAAGAUAAUAUUCUGAAGCGCAAGACAGAAGAGAUUUUAAGCUUACGCAAAAAAGCAGUUCCAAAAUAUGUGUCUCCUAAAACUGCUGAACGGUGGAAACUAGGCCAAUUUUCCCUUAAGUCAGCUAAGCAAAAAUGGCAGAAUUUGGAGAAAAAGAUUAAUAAAUUAGCAUUAAACAAACAAAGUGUAGCAGCUAUAGAAAAAGAUAUGAAUCGUUGGUUAAAACAUGCCUUCAUGGUGUGAUUGUCAGCACAUUCAGCGCAUACUCAAGAGAUCUAAGAUUUGACUCCCGGUGAGAACAUUGCUAAUUUUUCAUGUCUUCUGCUUUGAAAUAAUCUAAUGUAUCUACAGUGGCGCCUGAACUAAAAAAAGUGGUGGAUGAUGAUUCUCCACACCUGGAUUUGGCGACUAGGUCCCGUAGUCCCCAUCGCCCUUUAAAAAAGGUAGUACAUAAUACCUCUUGGUACAUAAGGUAUUUCUCCUGCCUUCGUGUGUAAUGGUCAGCACGCUCGAUGCGUAUUCAAGAGGUGUAAGGUUCGAGUCCUGGCAAGAGCAUUGCUCAUUUUUCAUGUCUCCA
Molecule: messenger RNA, 3005 nt
Organism: Stegodyphus dumicola
Lineage: Eukaryota; Metazoa; Arthropoda; Arachnida; Araneae; Eresidae
Product: kinesin-like protein KIF21A
Biological process (GO): microtubule-based movement; spindle elongation; mitotic spindle organization
Cellular component (GO): microtubule associated complex
Molecular function (GO): microtubule motor activity; microtubule binding; ATP binding
Source: RefSeq, a predicted model, not a curated record